Molecule: messenger RNA, 1308 nt
Organism: Angiostrongylus costaricensis
Lineage: Eukaryota; Metazoa; Nematoda; Chromadorea; Rhabditida; Metastrongylidae
Source: the annotation of a GenBank genome assembly
AUGCCCAAAGUUGCUAUUGCUGGAGCCGGUCUUGUGGGAGCACUCAAUGCCUGUUAUUUUGCUGAACGAGGAUGGGAUGUCGAAGUGUACGAAUAUAGACGAGAUAUACGUACUAUGGAACACGUGCCCGGCCGCAGUAUUAAUUUGGCGUUAUCGCACAGAGGUAAAUGUGCUUUGGAAGCGAUCGGGUUGAAGGAUUACAUUGUUAAUCAAGGGGUGGAACUGCAUGCUCGUUUGGUUCACGGCAAAGACGGGAAAACGUUCAGUCGACAACCCUAUGGGCAACCUGGCGAACAUAUCGUGUCGAUAAACCGCAGACACCUUAAUGAGGCGAUGAUCACUCAAGCCGAAAAGAAGCCAAAACUCUUUACUUUGUAUGUGUUUUUUUACAGCGUGAACGAUUCCGAAGUCCAUGUGAAAGCAGAUCUCAUACUCGGUUGUGAUGGAGCAUACUCGGCUGUGAGAAAAAGCCUAUCCAACUAUCCAGGAUUUAACUACUCGCAAGAGUACAUAGCACACGGUUACAUUGAACUGAACAUCCUGCCAAAAAAUGGUGAGUACGCUCUCGAGCCAAACGUUUUUCACUUGUGGCCACGAGGUCACUUUACCUUGAUAGCCUUGGCGAACCGUGACAAAACUUUUACAGUGACGAUAUUCGCGCCAUUUUCGGUGUUCGAAGAGGAAAUGUCAACGCCAGAGGAUGUCGAGUCGUUUUUUAAAGAGAACUUCCCCGAUGCGUAUGAACUGCUUGGGAGAGAUCAUCUGCUCGGCAUUUUCCGUUCUGUGCGUCCACAAUCACUCAUAUCUAUAAAGUGUCAGCCGCAUCAUUUCUCCGAUUUCGUGCUGCUCACUGGUGACGCGGCCCACGCCAUGGUGCCCUUUUACGGCCAAGGAAUGAAUUGCGGUUUCGAGGACUGUUUAGUGUUGAGUGAAACACUUGAUGCCUGCAAUGGCGACAUAUGUAAGACACUUUCUAUGUAUUCUGAAAAACGAGUGAAAGAUGCGCACACCAUCAUCGACUUAGCCAUGUAUAACUAUGAAGAGUUGAAAGAUUUAGUAAAUCAUCCGUCGUAUAAACUUCGAAAAAAGCUAGAUCUGUUUUUGAAUCGAAUUUUUCCAAAAACAUGGAUCCCCCUCUAUUCUAUGGUCACAUUCACAAGAAUACCAUACCACCAAGUAAUGGAAGACCGGGGUUGGCAGGAUAAGGUGUUGAAGAAGAUCAAGUAUUCUACAAUGAACAUCAUAGCACUCUUAACCAUUCUUGGAGUGUACGUCGCGAGAAAACAUGGAAAGCUUCACUUGAAAUAA